AUGUUCCGGGAACUUUUCGACAGCAUGGACCAGUGGCGGCCUAAGGUUCUCGUGAACACGUUCGACGAGCUGGAGGCGACCGUGCUGUCGGAGAUGAAGAAGCAUCUCGACGUGUUCGCCGUCGGUCCCAUGGUCGCCGCCGGUGGCUCAUCAAACGAAGAACGGAUCCAUUUGUACAAGCACGACGACGCCGACAAGAAGAGUGUUGAACCAACUAAUCAGGGCGGAACGGAGACUGCACGUUUGCGUCUUGACCGCGUUCAGGGGUCGCCGCGGUCACCACCGGCCGGUGCCGCGUCGUGCCGAGCUCCUCGCCGGAGAUCGGUUCUAACAAAGAGGUACAUGGAGUGGCUCGGAGCUCAGCCGGAGAGGUCGGUGGUGUACGUGUCGUUCGGGAGCAUAGCGAGCUACACCAAGCAGCAGAUCGAGGAGAUGGUGGAAGGGCUCCUGCAGUGUGGACGGCCAUACUUGCUGGCCCGCAGAGACGGGCUCGAGGAGGGUGCACGCCACGUCCUGGAGAACGCCCAGAGAAGCGGCGGCCAUGGGAUGGUCGUGGACUGGUGCAACCAGCCGGAGGUCCUGUCGCACCCGGCGGUCGGGUGCUUCGUCUCGCACUGCGGGUGGAACUCGACGAUGGAGGCCAUGGCCGCCGGCGUGCCACUCGUCGGCGUGCCCAGCAUGUUCGACCAGCUGACGAAUGCGCACUUGGUGGAGGAGGAGCGGGAGAUCGGCAUCAGAGGAGAGCGUAACAGCGAGGGUGUGUUAGCUGGGAUGGAGCUGGCAAGGUGCGUUGAGUUGGUCAUGGGUCAGGUACGAAAGCAAUGGCGAUAA
This is a messenger RNA of Miscanthus lutarioriparius, 831 nucleotides long. Lineage: Eukaryota; Viridiplantae; Streptophyta; Magnoliopsida; Poales; Poaceae. The record is from the annotation of a GenBank genome assembly.